AUGUCUGCUGCAUCUAAAGAAAGGCAAGCACGAUUAUGCAAUAUUGUACAGAAAAUAUUUCCAAAAGUCAUGCAAAAGAUAUUUAAAGAAAGUGUUAGUCCAAGAGGUUUACAAGUGAAAUAUCAACGGAAACACAUACCUAUCGAUUUAACAGAGAACGAGAUAUCCUUAAUGGAAAAACUUCCAAAUAUUGAUGACUUCACAAUUGAACUACAUGUAUGCUAUAAAAUAUUGCGGUACGAAAAUGUAUUGCAUGAACCGUCGUGUAAGUGGGGAAAUGUUCCACACGAUACAGAAGUUGCAAUCGGCGACGAUGUUCAGAGAAUACUUAAUGCAACUAAUGAUGUAAUCAGUAAGAAGUCGGAUGAAAUAUCAGAGCUAUAUUACGAAGAAUUUCAUCAAAGAACACGAGAUGUACUAAAGAGAGUGGACAAUUAUCUGUGUCAAGAUACUUCUAUACAAUUGUACCAAACAAUUCAGAGCUCUGAUAUUGAUAUUACUGAUAUGCUUCAACAACUGGCACUUAUGCAGCAAGUCAAUGUUAUCCAGACAGUUGAUGAGGAUAGUGAAAACAUAGAACGUUAUUCAAGAGUUUCACGAGUUAUCAUUGACACUUUUCCAAAUAUCUUCAGAGAUAUAAUCCGCUCAAAUAUUUCUGCUAACAAAUUGUACCAAAUGUGUUUGCCGCAUCUAACAAGUUUCUCCUCUGAUCAGGAAACUGUAUUAAAAGAUGCGAACUCGUCCAAUUCAUAUGAUUCAAUGGACAUUACAUUGAUAUAUAAGUUGUUGAGACAGUUAUCGCUGAUAAGUCCUCCUACAAAUGGAUGGGGAAAUAAACCAGAAAAAGCAGAUAUGAAACUGGCAGAUGAUGCAGAACGCAUUCGUCGUUACAGAAACCAUUUGGCUCACCGAUGCAACACAAACAUCGGAAAAGAUGAAUUUGAUGAUUACUUCGACACGUUCCGUGAUAUUUGUUAUAGAAUGGAUCUAAACUUUUUCAACAAGACAAAUUAUGAACGACUUAUAAAACUGCAUAAGACAUGUGGUAUGGAUAAGCAAAUGCAGACCAAAUACAUGACCGCCUUAAAACAGCUGGAAAAUAUAAAAUUGCAAUUUGAAAACAAACCUAUAAAGUUUUUCUGGGGAGAAAGUUUUAAUCAAAGUUUAAUGAAUCUGAGAUCUAUAUUGAAGGAAGAAUCAUUAGAAGGUAAUUAG
This is a messenger RNA of Mytilus trossulus (common blue mussel), 1215 nucleotides long. RefSeq lists its product as uncharacterized. The coding region runs from base 1 to 1215 and encodes 404 amino acids. The transcript is spliced from 3 exons. The record is from RefSeq and is a predicted model, not a curated record. Lineage: Eukaryota; Metazoa; Mollusca; Bivalvia; Mytilida; Mytilidae.